Molecule: messenger RNA, 2376 nt
Organism: Exaiptasia diaphana
Lineage: Eukaryota; Metazoa; Cnidaria; Anthozoa; Actiniaria; Aiptasiidae
Product: G patch domain-containing protein 3
Exons: 3
Coding region: 55-1587 (510 amino acids)
Biological process (GO): positive regulation of DNA-templated transcription; negative regulation of RIG-I signaling pathway; negative regulation of type I interferon production
Molecular function (GO): nucleic acid binding
Source: RefSeq, a predicted model, not a curated record
UUUUGACAACGCAGUUUUGGAYCUAAUGCAAAAAUACUACAUUAUUCCUUCAAAAUGGAAGAUUUCUGUUAUGCUAUUGUUGGGAAUAUCCCCUCAGAGCUUCGKUCUGCCGAUCUUCGAGCCUUUUUCUCGCAAUUCAUCGAGUCCAAAGGGYUUAUUUGCUUUCACUACCGUCACAGACCUGAGAUUCAAAGAAAUAKCAACKUAGAUAAAURCGAAAAAGACGMUGAAAAAACCUGCUGCUGUGUCAUUAAAGUUUAYCWAAAUAGAAUUGAAGAGUUAAUUCGAAUGUACAGUGGUCAAAAUUGGACGAAUUCAGCAGGGAAGUUGUUGAAAAGAAAAGYCCUUAUUUCAAGGAUAAAAAUACGCAGCGAAACCGAAGGUCAAGAGGCARCGAAUASUUAUCUAACCAGGCAAGAACAACAGCAAACAGCCAGAACUGUGGAGCAGUUUGUUGAAAGUGACCUGAAAACAUUACUAGAAAUGAACCCUCCUGGUAUUAUGCCAAAUGGAAAUGUAGGGACUCCUUUAACUGUCUUUAUUGARCUAAUAAGAACCUGCAAGUUUCCCCCACAUUUGAUUAAAAAAUUAGGUUUAACAUUUCCAAGAAGCAAGAGAAGAAAGUAUGGGAAUGUUCCAUUUGAUUAUGAAAUUCUUGGCCCUAGAGGAAUAGUGGCUGACUCAYUUGAGGACGAGGAGAAAUUCCACAAUGAAAGUGAAAAGGAUUCUGAAGAGAUGGAAAGCAAACAUCAAAAAAGAUCUGCAAAAAGGUCUCAUGAGUCUCAAUUAAAUGAAAAUACUAAAGUAUCUACUAWAGAAAAUGUGUCUAAAUCAGAAAACACAGAUCAAACAGUGAAUUCAGACRCAAAUAAUCCAAUGGGAAGUACUAGUAAAAGCAAGAAURUUACUGACUUUGAUGUYGAUGAAAAUAACUCUGAUAAUGAAACUGAAGAGUGGGACAGGCAUGCAAGUYUACACAACGAUAUCACAUCCCAAGAACGUACAAAGGAACGAUUAUAUGAAGAAGAUAUUGAGCUGAAGUGGGAGAAAGGAGGAAGUGGCUUGGUGUGGUAUACGGAUGCAGCUUUCUGGAAGAAGCAGGAAGAAGCAGAUUUUGAUGAAGAAACUGUAGAUGACUGGGAUGUUGAUAUGGGUAUUUAUGAGGAAGAAGGGGCUGGAGACUUAGAUGCCAAAACUCUACUUCAGCUAAGAGUGGAACAAGAAUGGAAACGYGGCAAAAAUAUUGACUUGAACAGAGUUGGUGGUUUUGAAAAAUACACUCGUGGUUUUGGGGGAAGCAUCAUGAGAAAGCAAGGAUGGAGAGAAGGAAGCAGUCUUGGUUCAUCUCAAGUAGGGAUUGUUGAACCAAUUCCUAGUGAUGGACAGAAACCUUCAAGCAAAAGAGGUUUGGGGUAUUAUGGAGAAAAACUCAAUAGACAUGUUAAGAGGACAAGACCAACAAGAGAAGCAGUUAUCUCCACUGUUUAUGACAAAGAAGAAGAUAAAAACCCUGAACUGUUUCAUUCAGAAGGACCAUAUAACAUCAAGUACAGAGACAAAGUUGAUUUUGUUCCUAAAACAGCAUAAUUUAUUUAUUUUAAGUUUUAUGGUGAAGAAAAGAUAAGUCUUAGCCGUCCAAAGAAUUGAUCCAAAUGAUGGACACUUUCAGUAACUCCUCUUAGUGAUUUGUUGGUGCCAACAACACUUAUUAUUAUUUUAAUACAAGGACAUAGCAUAACAAACUACCACAAAUUGACUUCAAUUCAUUUAUUACAAAAUUGAAACACUAUUUACAUCCAAAUCCCUUUCCACACAAAAAAGUAAUAUAUUAAUACAUAUUUGCUAGUUGCAUUGCACCCGUUUUCAUGUUGGGCUUCCUAUCCCACCCUAUGGUAAGACUGACACAAAAACAGUGGCAAUAGACCUCUGAACCUUUUACAUCACUAUUUAAUUUUCAAUGCAUUGUGGGAUCAGUUUCUAGAGAAAACAAAAGAAAUCCGCCAUGUUCUGUCCCAAACAUAUCCUACAAUGCAUUGUGUAUACGGUACAUGACGUAAAAGCUUCAGAGGUCUAUUAGACUAAAACAUUACUGCUUGAUCAUGUUCAGAUCAAGGCCACAAGACAUGGUAAAUAUGACCAUUAGGUGUGAAAACAUUUAGCUAAUUUUAUUGAGUGUACAUAUGUACAGUCUCAUUCAUUGUAACUUAUAAAUUAAUUUGAAUUCAUUGACACUCCAACUUUUGCAUAUCAUACAUAAAGUGAAACCAAAGAAACACUGCAUCACACAGUUUAUUUUGGACAAAUUCAAACUUAAGUAUGUUAAAAACUGUAACAAAAUCUGUCAUCUAAUCAUAAGAAGAUGUUAUGGACCCAUGA